This is a messenger RNA of Beta vulgaris subsp. vulgaris (sugar beet), 1292 nucleotides long. RefSeq lists its product as uncharacterized. The transcript has a single exon. The record is from RefSeq and is a predicted model, not a curated record. Bases 135 to 1268 code for a protein of 377 amino acids. Lineage: Eukaryota; Viridiplantae; Streptophyta; Magnoliopsida; Caryophyllales; Amaranthaceae.
UUAGCUUUUCCUCUGUCGUGACAUCUUUGUUAAUAUUUUCUUUAAAAUAUAAGGGCAAGUACGACAACAUUGAUGUUGCAAUAACUUUUGCAUUGCUUGGGGGUGCCAUAGCUCUAGACAUAUAUGUGAGUCUCAUGCUUGUUUUGUCUGAUUGGUGGAUAAUAAUCACUCCCGAGCAAGGCAUAACGAAAUACUUGAGAUCUAUAUUAAUACGGUUGCUUCAGUUUUCGACCUGCACAAAAGAUAACAGUCACUGUAGAUGGUCUCAGUACAUGUCAAAGUACAACCUACUAGAACGUUGCUUUAAGGAUCCUCCUUCAAUAUUGAAGUAUAUAUUCAUAAAGGGAAUUAAGGAUGCUUUGAUUGGUUUUUUAUACGUCGCCAAAAAGCAGGUUGAUGAGCAACUUUUGGUGAAGUUUGUCAUUGAAGAGCUACAGAAGAAAGCAAAGCUAGCCCCCGAUUUGAAGGAAACGAAGGAAGUAAAUUCAGCUAGAGGUAAUUUGGCUUUGGAAAACGAGUUUUUUCUUGUUUCAGAGUAUUUGAAUCCUUGGACUGUGGAUGUUGAUUAUGAUGAAAGCGUGUUGAUUUGGCAUCUUGCUACUGAUAUAUGUUAUUGGACUAGCCAAGAACAUGGUAGUACUGAUAAUGUUGAUGGGAUGGACUACCGUAGUUUCUCUAAAUGGCUCUCAGAUUAUAUGUCAUAUCUUCUACUAAGGCAACAGUCUUUGGUAUCUUUGGUGGUAGGAAUGUCGGAAAAUCGGUUUGAAGACACAUGUGCAGAGGCGAGAAAGUUUAUGAAUAAAAGCUUAAAUGUCCAUUGGUUUUCUUACAUUUGUGCUGAGACUAAGAAAUGUUUGUGCUCAAAGUUAAAUUGCCAAACUUCUGGCGUGGAAUGCGAAAAUCAUGGUACAAAGGAAGAGGAAGAGUUUUUUAAGGAAUUUUGUAUCAAGGUUCUCAAAGUGAAAGCGCACAUCCCACCUAUUGUUGCAAAGGGGGAUAAAAGCAAAUCUGUGUUAUUUGAUGCUUGUCGUCUCGCUGAGCAACUGAAGAUGUUUGGAAGCAGUCAGUGGGAGAUAACAAGCAAGGUCUGGGUGGAGCUGCUUUGUUAUGCUGCUAACCGUGCCUCACCCAGAUCCCAUGUUGCACAACUAAGAAGAGGUGGGGAACUCAUUACAUUAGUGUGGCUAUUGAUGGCUCAUCUUGGUUUAGGAGAGCGUUUCCUACAAAACCAGGGGUUUGGGUGGACUAAACUUAUUAUUCACAAGUAAAAUUUUGUCAUCAAUACACUUGUU